AUGUUUGUUAGACCAAGUUUAGUUGGUAGUCUGGGGCGUUCAAAUUGGAAAUCAAUAAAAGAAUCCAUUUCAGAUCACGAUGAUUUAAGUCAAAUUCAAGAAGCUUUUGAAAUGUUACAUCAUGAGGUAUUACCAGAGGUAGAAGGAAAAAAGACUUCAAAGAAAAUAUUAAAACAACUAAAAUCUUGGUGUGAAAGAAAUGAAAAUUUGACUUUACCCUUUGAUGAAGACGUGGACGGGUAUGCUUCAGAUACAUCAAUUACACCGGAAGAAGAAAAUUCUUCAAACGAAAUGGAUGAUCAAGAUAACGAUAAUAAUGAAAAUUAUCCAAUAUUAUCACCAGAGAUCAAUAUAAGCAGUAAUUCAUCCUCUUUUUCAACACAUUCUGAAAAUAUUGCUAUAUUAUCAUCAAUGACAACCACCACAAACAUUUCAAAAAUCAAAGGAAAAUCAAAAAUGGUUACAAUGGGAGAAGACCAUGAUAUGACUCAUGAACAAUUAGAUUUUACUGUAAAUAAUUCUGAUGAUUCAGAAGAAAUACAAACAUCUGAUGGAUCAGAUAAUGAAGUUUGUGUUGAGAAUAAUGUUCAAAAUGGUCCUGCAGUGAAUGAAUGGAUUUCUUUGGGCGCUUCUGUGUUGGAUUCAUUGAUGGGAUGGUUAGAAUGUCCACCUUUGGAAGGAAUGAAUGUAGCUGCGGUCGUUUCAUCAUCUUCUUCAAAACAAGUUAAUGCCAAUGCUGUUUCUAAUAAUAAAAAUCAGACCAUAUUGGAUAUUCCAAUGCAAUUCAUUGAUUUAUUAACUUAUCCGGAAAUUGAUCCAAAGGCUUCUAAAAAAGCUUCUUUUGCAGUGCUGCGAGAAAUAUCAUUCGUUAGACAAAGACGAAAAGUGCUGUGUUUAGUCACGAUGUUUAUGUUUUUUAUACGAUUUUGUUCGUUUGAUUUAUUUUUGGUGUUAUUAUUUGCCAGCAAUUGCUCAAUGUUAUUCUUGAUGAAAAAUUCAGGAAAAGUUAAUGUCACGAUGGCAAAAAGAGCGGUUAGACAGAGAAUUGGAUGGGCUAAACAAUGGGCCGGAUCGUUAUUCAAGAAUCGGGCAAAUAAUGUUGCACAUAACAAUGGUAAUAUUAAGAAAAGUCACAACCUCGUUAAUGUAAUCACCAACGUUAAUUCUAAUGCACAUAAAAACUUUCCUGUCAAUUUUCAUACAGCUAAUGUAACGGGAAUUAAAGUUACACCAGCAACUCCGCCUCAGUCUUCAUCACAAAAUUCACCACAAGCUUCACCACAAACUACAACACAAACUACAAUGAUGUCAAAAUCAGCGUCACAAGAUGCGAUGCAAAGUGGAAGUAUGAGCGAUACAACUCAUGGUGGAAGUGUAUCAAUUAAAAUGAUUACACCUAAACGUGGUGUGUUUUUUCGUAAAAGCGGCCAAACGGGUGCGACACCGCAAACGACUAAGGAAGAUAAAGUUAUCUCACAAACAAUAGAAAAUACUUCUUUAAAUGGAUCAUAUUCUUGUCAACAAUCAUCAUCGCAAGAUGUUUUAAUUGGUUCAACGAAUUCUCCAAUGCACUCUUCAAAUCCUCAAACGUCACCUACCAUUUUAGGAGGAGGUGAUUCGUCACAACCGUCAAACACACCUGCCGCACAUCAAACAUCACAAAGUCCUUCAACGAAAAGGAGAUUCUUUAUUAAUAAACGUAGUAUUCCUUCUUCUCCGUUACAAAAUGGAUUAAUAACUACAUUACCGGAAAUUUCUCAAGAAAUAUCACAUUUGUCUAUGACAAAUGUUCCAACUGCUACAGUAGGUAUUGUUGGGAAUUCAAUAGCUACAAGUGGAUACGGGUCAAAUCACUCUGCCAAAUCUUCUCUAAAUAUCCAUUUGAAUCAACAACAGCAAAUUAAUAGUUCGUUCAUUGCUGAUAGUGAUUUAUUAGUCAAUGAUACUUAUCACGAAG
Molecule: messenger RNA, 1957 nt
Organism: Funneliformis geosporum
Lineage: Eukaryota; Fungi; Glomeromycota; Glomeromycetes; Glomerales; Glomeraceae
Source: the annotation of a GenBank genome assembly